GUGACGGCAAGCGUUAGGCGGAAACUUGUCUCACUAGCAGGCAGCAGCCUGAUCGCAACAUCUAGCCGCUCUCGCCAAAGGCCUGCUGAGUUCGAUUAUGUCAAGAACACGGCAUCUACAAGGGCGCAAACGACCGACUUACCAUCAAAAACACGACCUACCGACACAGCAUCGCGGCGGCACCGACAUCCGCCACUCCCACCUUCAAAGGCAGUACCUACGCUCCUGCACCGGCUCCCAGCGGAGCCUAGCCGCCGCUGUCAGACGGGGCACAGUAAGCUCUCCACCCGAUAGCACCCGGUUCUCAAUCUCGCCGACCCAAAGCUUCAGCUCGGCAUAACGUGGGAUAGCAACGAAAAGACGCGCCACCGACGACAGAAACACGCGCGUCAUACUGCUAGACGCUUUUGACCAUACACGGAUU
Messenger RNA from Aplosporella prunicola CBS 121167, 424 nucleotides. RefSeq lists its product as uncharacterized. The transcript has a single exon. The record is from RefSeq and is a predicted model, not a curated record. Bases 98 to 340 code for a protein of 80 amino acids. NCBI's taxonomy places the organism in Eukaryota, Fungi, Ascomycota, Dothideomycetes, Botryosphaeriales, Aplosporellaceae.